Molecule: messenger RNA, 1741 nt
Organism: Gasterosteus aculeatus aculeatus (three-spined stickleback)
Lineage: Eukaryota; Metazoa; Chordata; Actinopteri; Perciformes; Gasterosteidae
Gene: trappc6bl
Product: trafficking protein particle complex subunit 6B, like
Biological process (GO): endoplasmic reticulum to Golgi vesicle-mediated transport; regulation of GTPase activity
Cellular component (GO): trans-Golgi network; cis-Golgi network; TRAPP complex
Source: RefSeq, a predicted model, not a curated record
CAUUAGGUUGUUAAACGGUUUUAAUCCGGUUCCAUUGUAGCAGAUUUAUCGGCACCCUCCACACGAGAGCUUCUAUAUAUUUAUCAUUUGAUGUAUAAUAUAUUCUUGUUGAUAUGGUAAAGCAUGUACUCCUAAAGGAUAUAUUUUCACGCCACGACAGGGAGAAAGCUGCUGCUAACUCCGCCCGUGUGAACCGCGGGUGACGAAGUUUCCCUGGUAUUAAUACCGAGUGCAUCCCAGGAAGCUGACUUCUGUUUAUUUUGUGUAGCCUACAGACUGUUGACAGGAAUGGCAGACGAGUCUCUGUUUGACUUUCUCCAUAUGGAGAUCGUGUCUCAUAUUUACAAGGAGCAGCAAUCCGGAAAAGAAGAGAUGGACAACAAGGACAGAGCUGUCUGUGUGUCUGUCCUAGAAAGCAUGGGCUUCAGGGUGGGACAAGGACUCAUCGAGAGGUUGACCAGGGACUCUCCCAGCUUCAAAGAUGAGUUGGACGUGAUGAAGUUUGUCUGUAAAGACUUCUGGACGAAGGUGUUCAGGAGGCAGGUUGACAACCUCAGGACAAACCAUCAGGGUACUUAUGUCCUGCAGGACAACACAUUUUCUUUGCUGACUCAGCUCUCUAAUGGAAAACAGUACCUGGAUCAGGCUCCUAAGUACCUUGCUUUUUCGUGUGGCAUUGUGAGAGGAGCUCUGUCUAACCUCGGUCUGGACAGCGUGGUGACAGCUGAGGUCUCUGUAAUGCCAUCCUGUAAAUUCCAAGUGGUGGUCCAGAAGUUGUGAUGUGAUCUUCUAUGCUGGUACCCAGGGGAGCAGAAGACCAGAGCCAUGUGGGGUUGUGUUAAUCCUACAAAGGAGGAAAGUAGUUCCUGUCCAAUCACAGAGGGAAUCAAACACCAACCUAAUUUCCUCAUCUGGGUCAAACAGGUUCUGCUGACACGCUACCUGUGACAGAGCAAAAAGGCUUAGCCAAAGCUAACUUUUUAAUUGUCGUACUCUGACACAGGACAAGAUUUGUUUUAUUCCCUUCUCAUUUUGAUUUUGAUUUCCUAUUUGAUUGAAUCGUUGCAUGAUGGUUUUCAUUAAAGAAGUGGAGCCUGGCCCCGACUGACAUUGAAAAUAUUAUCCGUCAGUGAAAUCGAUACAAUAAUGUGUAUGUAGUAGAUCACAAAGUAAGUUAAUAUUCUAUGUAACGCGUCGUAAUGUGACUGCCCACAUUGCGAGGACCGUCUUAAGAAAUAACUGCCAAGGAAUAAUUGGAAAAACAAUUUAAGACAAGACACCAACUCCCGUACCAGAUAUUUUGGCAUAAAUCCAAUAGCUGGUGACCCUUUGACAAUUAUAUUACCUGGCACAUCAUAAUUCUUGUCAAACACUUGUUUCUCUGCAGACACACAGAAUCUGUACCUAGUUCCUGGUGCUUUGUUCUGCCUCGUAGCAGAUUGCCUAAAGGACACGGCUGUUUCAUGUAUGAUGGUGGUAUUUAAGUUAGAAAAUCUGCAAAAAACUUUGUUUAAUUAUGUUCUAUUAUUAUUAUUAUUAUUAUUAUUAUUGUAAGUUUCUAGGAAUGUCUCAAAUACAGAUUAUUCUUUUUGUACCAAAAUGGAACCGUUUUUUACCGCAUUGAGUUGUAUUGUAUGAAGUAUUGUGAUUGUCCGAGCCUACAGUAAACUGCACCAUGGACUUAUGGGUUACAUUUUUCAACGUUUCUUUGCUUUGUAUAAAAAUAUCAUAUUAAUACUAA